AUGUAUGGACAAAAUCUGAUAUACUGUAUAAUGCUUUUAUUAUUGGAAACAACACAUUCCCAUGUUUUGGAUAAACAGAAUCACUCAGCACCGGAAUGGGCGUUGGAAAAUAUCUCAUUUUUAUCCAUUAUUUUUGCAACAUCGGAAUAUUUGCCGACUGGACCGUGCAAGAAAGAUACGGAAAGAUUUUUACAUGAUCUACUUAACGGCUCUACAUGGGCUACACUAAUGUUUGAUUCUUCUACGAAGUAUCCGGAAGGUGUAUUCUACGGUCAUACAAGACACUUGGGAAAUUUUGAUGAGUGUUACAAUAUGCAAGUACAUAUCGUGGAAGAGAGUGAUAAUGCUCAUGAAAUCAAUGGCAAAUAUUGUUUAGUCAAUAUUGAAUACAAUAAGAAGCAAGUGACAUCGAUUCCUCAAAAAUUAUCAGUUUCAGGAUACAUGAACGAUAUUUUGAGUGAAUUGAACAUGAACAAUUCCUUUUGGGAAGUGUUACAGCAAUUGGAAGAUAGCCAUGUAUGCAGAAAUCGUUUACAACUGGCUUUAUGUGUACCGGCGACCUGCAGUGCGGAAACUGUAGAAAUAGCCUUGAGGGAACCAUUAGAAAGACUUGGAGCGGGUAAAAAUAUUGAAUUUCAGAUAACUGUGCAACCUAAUUCAUGUUCCACAAUUAAAGAAGCACCAAAAUUUAAUUUCGGUGCCGGAAUUUACUGUGUUGUACUUUUCGCUUUGCUGAGUUUGGUAAUAAUCAGCACUUUGUACGACCGUGUGUCAAGCAGAGAAGGAAAUAAUAUGUCUGUAAUACGAAAUAUCAUGUUACACUUUUCCGCUCGGAAAAAUUAUGAAACAAUUUUCCACAUGAAUUAUACACAUACAGGACUUGAUUCUAUAUAUUUUAUACGUUUCAUUACUAUUAGCAGCUUUGUUGGCAUGCAUAAUGGAAUACAAUAUUUUUAUGUUCCCACUAUUAAUGCAAUUGAUUUAGAAGAGAUAUACAAAUUUCCUUUAGUGGCAAUACUAAUAAAUAGCACUUUCACAAUAAAUAUAAUGUUCGCUUUGAGUGGCGUUUUACUCACAACUCAGUUAUUAAAAGACUUGGAUCAAUAUAAACGACUUAAAUUCGUUAAGAAUGUUGUUUCGAGAUAUUUGAGGUUAACACCGUUAUAUGCCACAAUCAUUGGUUUCUACAUUUGGAUUCUCCCGCUAUUAGGUUCCGGACCAUUUUGGAACAUAGUGGUUGAAGAAAGCGCUCAUUGUGCGAAAAAUUGGUGGUUAAAUCUCUUGUAUAUCAACAAUUACGUCGCAAAUUCGGAAUUGUGUGUCAUGCAUGGCUGGUAUUUAGCGGCAGACUUUCAACUUUUUGUCUGCAGUCAAUUUGUGAUAUAUGCAUUUUGGCGUAUGCCACGUAAAAUAGGAUAUUCUUUUCUUGGAAUAUUAACAUUAAUGAGUUGCACCAUACUCUUUUUUGCCACUUAUGUAUACGAUGCACCAUCCGUUGUGCGGUUCAUUCCGUCCGUAACUAUAUUAGAAGAAGUGACGGAGUUUAAAACGUAUUAUAUUAAAACGCAUAUGUGUGCCACUGGAUACUUUAUCGGUAUAAUCGCUGGUGCAAUACUUCACGAUCACAAAGAUAGUACGUGGCGCUUGUCUAAGUUCUGGUCACAUAUCUUGGUUUACCCAAUGCCCGUGGUUUUAUAUGUCACCACCCAAUGUUGGGCGCAUAAAUUUCUUAUAUUGAGCAAGCCAAAUGUGUUAGAAGAAGCAAUUUUUGCAUUUUUACAAAGACUUAUUUCUGCCUUGUGCGUGUGCUCUACGAUAGUUUUAUUAUCCAUCGGCAGUCAAUCAGAUUUAAUUGAUCCUGAUGACCCAACAUGUGAAGAGGAAGAAUUAUUUGUGUAUACUCCACAAUUACAGGAUGUCACAAACAGAAACAAAGAUGAAGACAAACUUAGUACACAAACAGAAGCUUGUGAAGUGUUUGACUCUUCUACAAAAUAUCCGGAUGGUAUACUCUACGGACAUACAAGACAUCUAGGAAAUUUCGAUGAAUGUUACAACAUACAAGUUAAUAUCAUAAAAGAAGGUACCGAUGAUCAUGAAAUUAAUGGAAAAUAUUGCUUAAUCGAUAUUAUAUAUAAAAAGAAGCAAACUACAUCGGUCCAACAAAAAUCAUUAAAAACACAAUACAUGAACAAUUCGUUGGACAUAACCAAUUCUUUUUGGAAAUUAUUAGAGUAUGUGACGGUCAAGCGAUUCCUAUGGGCAGGAGUGGGCAUCAUCUUGCUGCCACCACAUCCUACGACAUAUGUAGAAAUUUACAUCUUCGAGGAGGUUUGGCAAUUUGUUUUGCAGCAAUUGCAAGAUACCAUGCUCGUAUUGAAUCAUCCUUAUCGAGAUGUAGAGAUUUUGCUCUACUGCUGCCAGUGUCACCAGAAUCUUAUUUUUUUGUGGGCCAGUCUUCUUCCUGUUACGUUUACAUGA
This is a messenger RNA of Harpegnathos saltator (Jerdon's jumping ant), 2481 nucleotides long. Its product is annotated as nose resistant to fluoxetine protein 6-like. The transcript has 13 exons. Lineage: Eukaryota; Metazoa; Arthropoda; Insecta; Hymenoptera; Formicidae. The coding region runs from base 1 to 2481 and encodes 826 amino acids. The record is from RefSeq and is a predicted model, not a curated record. Gene Ontology annotation, molecular function: acyltransferase activity, transferring groups other than amino-acyl groups.